Messenger RNA from Fraxinus pennsylvanica, 1401 nucleotides. The record is from the annotation of a GenBank genome assembly. Lineage: Eukaryota; Viridiplantae; Streptophyta; Magnoliopsida; Lamiales; Oleaceae.
AUGGCUUCAGCAUGCGUGAACAACAUAGGAAUGUCACCGGAGAGUUUUCUGGACUGUCCUCCUUCGAAAUAUCCCUCGUACGGGUGGCUGAGCUCGAGAAUCUCUUUCAGCCGUGAGUUUGUCGAUGAGGAGGAGGUAAAAGCUGGGGUAGUUAAGCCUUCAGCUAAAACUGAAGCCAAAUCGGAUAAUGCAGUUGUGGAGAAGUCGGAAAAAUCAGAUCCAGAAGUAUCCGGUGAAACUUUUGUCGAUUUUGAGUUCCGGCUGGAAGAUCCAGUUACAAUGCUCCCUGCCGACGAGUUGUUCUCCGACGGAAAGCUCAUGCCAUUACAGAUUUCUUCCAUUCAGAAAUCAAUGAGAUCAGCGCCGAUGACAUCUGCGGUCACAUCUCCGGACACGCCAAAACUGCGCAUUAGAACGGAGAUUUCUCUUACAGAUCCUUACUUAUUUUCUCCCAAGGCUCCCAGGUGUUCGAGCCGCUGGAAAGAGCUUCUAGGCCUGAAAAAGCUCUACCAGAACAGCAAUGCAAAGCCAGAAGAUCAAAAGCCGGCCUCAGCAUCCAAUAGUAAAAAUGCCGCCAAAAGCUUAAAGCACUUUCUCCACCGCAGCUCAAAAUCAUCAGUAAAUGCAUCCAUUGAUUCAUCCUUAAGCUUCCCAUUAUUGAAGGACACGGACAAUGAGUCGGUCUCAAUUUCCUCUCGGCUUUCGCUUUCGUCCUCUUCUUCAGGACAUGAGCACGAUGAUCUCCCAAGGCUCUCUCUCGAUUCCGACGAGCCGAGUACAGUUACUCGUAGCUCUAACCGGAAUACCAACACUCUUUCCCGAGUUCGAGUUGUUAGACCCAGGGCAUUAUCGCCAGAGAAUCCAAAUACGGCGACCCGAGUGGUGCGUAGCCCGAUGCAAAAAGCACCGGAGCCUAUUGCACAAGCGUGUGGAGUUUCAGCAGAUAGUCCUCGCAUGAAUUCCUCUGGUAAAGUCGUGUUUAAUAACUUGGAGAGAAGUUCCAGUAGUCCCAGCAGUUUCAACGGUGGCCCCAGAUAUAAACAUCGAGGAAUGGAGAGGUCUUAUUCAGCUAAUGUUCGCGUUACACCGGUUCUGAAUGUUCCGGUUUGUUCACUUCGAGUCUCGUCCAAAUCUGGUGUUUUUGGCCUAUUUUCCUCUCAACAGAAGAAAGAUAGCGGCGGCGGCAGCAGCAAUAGUGGUGGCAUCAGAGGACAGCAAAAUAAUAGCAAAGAACCGCACGGAUUGAACUCAAGAGAUGGAAAGCAUGUUUUGCGCAGAAGAACUGAAGAAGAAGCCAAGAAGGACUUUGAUGUUCAAUUGCUGGACAAUUCCAAACAGACAUUCCAGACGUCAAGUUCAUUGCUGGCUUGCACUUGCAGCUUGCUGCCUUUGCCUCUGUGA